UUCUGAAGUCUCCUCCCCACAACCGCUAUAUUCAGUGAGCCGGACCCGCAUUCGUUCGGCUCGUUCUUUUCCCGCUCACACUAUCCCGCGGACGUCUCGCUGGGUACCGAGAGGCAGUUUGAAGUAGCCCCGUUACGGAUUGAGUACGAUUUCAGGAGGAUGGCGUCUUCUUCGUUGACUUUUUAGUGAAAGAAAACGGCUCGGAAAUUUCAGAAGCAGAGGACGCCAUUAACUCAGCAUCCUGGAAGUGGAAAGUGCGGAAGGGUCUGGUCCAACACCACAGACUGGUGCAGUGGGUUGUGGCGGCAGGAUCAAAGGUGGAAGUUUUGGGGAGGCAGCAGUACAGCAGCCUCCCCCCACGGCUGUGGCUGUGCUGGGUGGCGACCCCCUGGCUGCCCAGAAUGUGGCCGGGUCAUCCCAGCAUGCCCUGCAGCCGGCCACAGCUGCCCUCUCCACACCAUCGUCCAGCAGCAUUUUGUCACAGCAAGAGGCAGUCAAAUAUACCAAGGAACAGACCUCUAGAGAGGUUCACAGAAACGGCAAAACUAAAGGCAGCAGUACAGAAGAGCUCUUUUUGGAAGCUGACACAGACCAUUUCCAAAAAGGAUUGGCUGCCUCUUUGUACAAGAACUCCAGUAGCCCUGCGUAUUCAGAGACGGGGCAACCUUUUUCAAGCAGACUUGUGGACACACAGGCGGACCUUGCACAGGCAACAAAAGUAUUGCACAGGUCAAGCAGAGAUAGGAAUUUUGACGGGCAGAAGAACUUGCCAGAAGGAGGAUCUCCUCAUUCAGACCAAGAGAAAAUCCUUCAGGAGGGAGCCGCAGGAGGACCAGAAAGUGAAAUACAAGACCGAAGAGGAAAGAAGCACCCAGAAAAGGCAGGAUCAGCGCAGGGAGUUGCAGAUACAGAGGUGCUGGGACAAGGGGGCAAAAACGGAAAGGUUUCUCUCUGUUUCAGCCACUGCAGCUCUGUUAGCUUCCCUAUGGCCGUCAGCUUUGGCACAGGUGCGCAUAACGAGGAAUCUAAAGACAUGGAUAAUUCCCAAACCACUUCACAGGAUCAGACAAAUGAGCCUGGCUUGCUCCCUCUAUUUGAGUGCAAAGAGGCAGAGGUCUUUAGUCCAAUUAUUGAGAACCUUCCUCCUUCAUUUUCCCACUCUGACAGUUUACAGAUUAAAAAUACUGAAUGCAAAUUUAGAACAUACUCUCUGGCGUGCAGUGAAAGGGAAAAAAGGAUUGUGCAGGAAGAAGUGGAUGGAGUGGAAGAACUGCCACCAAAAGCAGUGCCGGAGGGCACUGAACAGUCCACAGAAACUACAGACCUUUUGGCAAUUGGAGAACCUUCAUCCUGGUCUACAUACCUCCUACAGCCUGAAAGACCAUGCACAGAAGGGUCUCCCUCAUCUCUGCAAGCGAAGGUUCAUGGGACCACAAAACCAGGAGAUCUCCCUUUUAAACCACAUGAACUUCCAGGGAAUGAAGAUACUUUUCCCAUUAAUACAACGGGCGAUAAGGAAAGGGAGUCUAGCUCAAAACAAGAUUCUUGUUACUGCACACAGCCAAUGGCGAAGGACAGGAUAUACAAAGAGAAUGAAACGGAUCAGUCCGUUUUAUCCAUUGCGAGUGGUAAUAUUGUGCAGGAGAAUCUCAUUUUUGAAACCAGAUCAUCCUCUUCAGCUAACCCUCUUCAAAACUCAAUGGAUGUUUCUGUCCAACUUGAUGUGUCAUACCUCAGUGAGGCACCAGAACCAGGUCUACAGGAACAUCCUGUUAUAGUUGAGAAGGCUGAACAACCUUUGAUGGAGCAAGAGUACUGUAAUGAAAAUAUAGUGGUUUCUGAUCUUGUUGGUCCAAGUGGAUCUCUAGAGACAAAGCAGGAUAUAAAAUGCAUCAAAUGUCCUGAAGUGGAAGUGAAGCAGUGUUAUGUGGCCAAGAAAGGUUUGCAAAGUUGUGCUGCUACAGAUGCAAGGGAAAUUAUUUUCGAUACUGCUGGAGAACUAAUGCUGGAGAGGGAUGCAGCUUCUAGUCAAAGAGAAAGGGUCAUAACCCCACCUGGCGGAACACAGGAUUCUGGGAUUUAUUGUCUUGAGGAGAUGGGGAAAGAAAAUCAUGGCAACAUUAUGCAGUCAUUUCCUUCACCUCACCAUCAGCCGAAAAUGAGCAGGAUACCUAAAACUCCAGAGAAAAGUCAAGUGGGAGGGCAGCUUGACUCUCAACAGCUGUUCCCCCCUCAGAGCUGUCCAUCACAUCACAACCUCUCUCUAAGUGAUGACAGUCCAACGGUCAUAGAAAAUGAUGUCUUCAGUUGUCCUUUAAACCUUCUUGUGUCAAAAAAUGAUGCUGGUCAGGGGGAACCACAGGAUCCAACAAACGAAAAUAAAAUUGAGUUGACCAAGGACUUGACAGAGUUAAAUAUGACUGAGACUUUGUUGGACCCUGGCAUGUGUACCCAAACUAUCAUUCCUCUGGGGCAGCUAAUCAGAGGAGAUGAACAGAUGGUUCAGAAUGAGACCAAAGAACAUGGAGAUGAAUCUGCCCUCCCAGAAACUGUUGAUGCAAAAAGCAGUGGCCUUCAAACAAAAGUAGGAGCAUUGCCAACUAAAUCCAUGCCACUGGACUACACAGAUGGAACACAGUGCAUAGACUUUCAGGCCCCAACAGUCACUGCACAGUGUACAGAGACUAAUACUUCCUCUGACACACUGCAGAGGAACUGUAACACUCAACAGAUCUCUUUAGAUGGAAGACUGAUGGAAGCAUUUGUGACACCUCUCACUACGAUAACAAUGGGAGGAGCAACGGUUGAGACUUAUACAUGCACACCUGGAGAAGGAGGGAGAGGGGGUACUUUGUCCCCACAGGUCAGCAUGUCUGUGGAGAAUAAUCAAUCCCACAAUAUGUCUUCAUGCGGUAAAGUAUCUACGGAGGCGAUAGGGUUUACCUUGUUAAGUGAACACCUUUUUCAACCUGAGCUUCUUUCCAAGGAAGUUUCCUUCCAAGGAAUUCACCAAGAUUCUGGGUGCGAGUCUCUUCCCGUCCUCAGAGACCCCUCUGUUCUUGCAGAAAAGGUUGCACCCAUGGAGACAGGAGAGUGUCAGGCCUCAAUCAUUCAGAUAACAGGAGACAUGCAUGAAGUUAUAUCCGAUGAUCAUGCCCUUUCAUCUCAUAUUGAUCCUAAGCUUAUCUUAAAUGUGGCAGACACCCCUUUAGACAGAUGCCCUCCUGUAUUGGGUGGGUUGUCAAGUAAUUUGGAGGCAUUGCAUUUACCUACCACACAGACAAGUAGCUCAGUUUGUGAGUCUGGUAGAGUUUCUAUAGAGUGCCUUCCCAAAUCUGGUUUGCCCACAGACUCUGUGCCUGAACCCACUCUCACCUGCAGUGAUGAAGUACAUGCAGGCCCUUCUAAUCACAAUGUACCUGUAUCUGGUUGCUUCAUCCCUGUGAAGAAUCCACUCACCCAGCACUCUUUGUCAUCUUCUGUUCUCAGACUGUCUCAAAGUGAUUCUGAUCUUGAGGCCCCAGUUGAGGCCAAAGCAUCCCCAGAGAUUACUUGUACAGUAUCCCAAAAUAAAGACAACAUCACCAUGCCUGCAGCUGUUAUCCCUUUGUCAGUCAAAGCCCUGCCUCUUAUGGAGAGGAAUGUCUUAAGCAGUGUCCGCACCAACCUUGGCUAUUUCAGAGACUCUGAAAGCUCUCCACCUUUCACAGAUGUUUUGGCGUUGGAGCAACGUGAGCGACCACCAAUUCCUCGGCUCUCCAUAUCAGGCACCCAGUCUCCCACCUCAGAGAGAGAGUGCACAACUAGGAGUGAAAAUAGUGACAGUGAACCUGAACUUGCAGUAAAAUCCGAGGCCUCUGGCUCUAACUUUACCACCCCAAGGUCAACAGAGAGCAAGGUGUGUCAAUGGAUAGCAGACAGGAUUUUGGCAAACUCACCCAUUCCUCCUGCACCCUCUCCAUCAACUUGGGUGCCCACCCAGAUGGAUCGGGCCUUUGCCCCUCUGCGGGGACCCCAUGGGAAAUUCAUCUCUCCACCUAGUCGUGGCCAGGGAGGGCCUCAACACUUGGAUCCAGCCUACACUAUCCGUACUCGUGCAGAGAGGCAUACGGACAUGGCAGAGCUGGCCAAGCAUGAGGCAGAGAUUGAGCACCGCUCUCUUGCACUGAAGCGGGAGGGCUUCUGGUCCCUGAAGCGCCUCUCUCGUGUAGCAGAACCAGGCCGGACCAAAGUUCACUGGGACUAUCUUUGUGAGGAGAUGCAGUGGCUUUCUGCUGACUUUGCUCAAGAAAGAAGGUGGAAGAGAGGGGUCGCUCGGAAGGUAGUUCGGAUGGUGAUGCGACACCAUGAAGAACAGAGGCAGAAAGAAGAGAAAGCCAAGCGGGAGGAGCAGGCCAAGCUGCGCCGGGUGGCCUCUUCAAUAGCGAAAGAAGUCAGAGCUUUUUGGAGCAGUGUGGAGAAGGUGGUACAAUUUAAGCAGCAGUCCCGACUGGAGGAGAAGCGGAAGAAAGCUCUAGACCUUCAGUUGGACUUCAUUGUGGGCCAGACAGAACGCUACUCUGACCUACUCAGCCAGUCCCUAAGUGAGGCCAAUGUGGCUACUCCUCCAAUAACCACCCCUCUAACCAGCCCUGAAGCAGCAAGCUCUGGGCCCAAAGGACUACAGCAACAUCUCCCAGAUGAGGAUGAUGGAGACUUUGAACCCCUGUGUGAGGAGGAGGAUGAUGAGGAGACCAUUGAGGUUGAAGAACAACAAGAAGGAAAUGAUGAUGAAACGCAUAGGCGGGAGAUCGAGUUGCUCCGGCAUGAGGGCACCCUGCCUCUGGACCAACUGCUGCAUACACUCACCCAGGCACAGAAUGUCCCUGCUGAAGAUGCGUCUUCAGGGAGUUCCUUUUCAGACUCUGAAGAGGAGGAAGAUGAUGAAUUUACAGCCAAUGAAGAUGACGCUGAGGAUGUGGAAGAGACCAUUGCUGCUCAGGAGGUAGUCGAAGGGGAAGCUGAUCACUCCGAGGAGCUUGGUGACCUGGCACGAGAAGGUGAAAUGAGUCUUGAUGAACUGUUGGAGAAGUAUAGAGCAGCAUACAGUGAGGAUUUUGAAAUGCCUUCAGCCUCAGUUUCCAUCACCAGCUCUGAGGAGGAUUCAGACUGUUCUGGAGAUGUUGAGGAGGAUAGUGAAGGCGACCACAGCAGUGGACAAAGCAGCAGCACCUCUGAUGACUCAGAAACUGUAGAAAGUGAUGAUGAAGGUGGAGAAGGGAUGGAGAUUUUGCUCAAGGGAGGAGACCGCAGUCCCCCUGGCCCUGCUGCCCCACAGCCUAAGGAGAUCAGCCACAUCGCUGCAACUGCUGAGAGCUUGCAGCCUAAGGGCUAUACACUUGCCACCACACAGGUGAAAACGCCCAUUCCUUUCCUCCUACAUGGCACACUGCGAGAGUACCAGCACAUCGGCCUGGACUGGCUGGUUACCAUGUAUGAAAAGAAGCUGAAUGGUAUCUUGGCUGAUGAGAUGGGUUUGGGAAAAACUAUCCAAACCAUUGCCCUGUUGGCUCAUCUUGCCUGUGAAAAAGGUAACUGGGGUCCUCAUCUGAUCAUUGUACCAACCAGCGUAAUGCUCAACUGGGAGAUGGAGUUGAAGCGCUGGUGUCCUGGUUUCAAGAUUCUCACUUACUAUGGAAGCCAGAAGGAGCGUAAACUGAAAAGACAGGGUUGGACAAAGCCGAAUGCAUUCCACGUGUGCAUCACCUCCUACAAACUGGUAUUGCAAGAUCACCAGGCCUUUCGGAGGAAAUCAUGGCGAUACCUUAUUCUGGAUGAGGCCCAAAACAUCAAGAACUUCAAAUCACAGCGCUGGCAGAGCUUACUCAACUUCAACAGUCAGAGGCGUCUGCUGCUGACUGGUACACCCCUGCAGAACAGUCUGAUGGAACUGUGGUCCCUCAUGCACUUUCUCAUGCCACACGUCUUCCAGUCGCACCGUGAAUUCAAGGAGUGGUUCUCAAAUCCCCUCACUGGCAUGAUCGAGGGCAGCCAGGAGUACAAUGAGGGCCUGGUCAAGAGGCUCCACAAGGUCCUACGACCUUUUCUCCUGCGAAGAAUAAAGGCUGAUGUUGAGAAGCAGAUGCCCAAGAAGUAUGAGCAUGUGGUGCGCUGCCGCCUCUCCAAAAGACAACGCUUCCUUUACGAUGACUUCAUGGCACAAGCCUCUACUCGGGAGACUCUGGCAAGUGGACACUUCAUGUCUGUGAUAAACAUCCUGAUGCAGUUGCGAAAAGUGUGCAACCACCCCAACCUAUUCGACCCCCGGCCCAUACACUCACCCUUCAUCACUGCUCCCAUACUCUUCUGCACUGCUUCCAUUGUGCUGCAAGCUCUGGAGAAAUCGGCUUUCAAGUGCUGUGACCUGUCCAUGUUUGACCUGGUGGACCUGGAGGGGCAUGUGUCCAGGUAUCAGGCAGAUGUCUUUCUGCCUCGCAGGAAGGUAACACCCAGGCUGGUGCAAGAGAUCAUGGACUCCCCAGAUCCUCCACCACGACCCAAACCCGUUCGCAUGAAGGUCAACAGGAUGUUUCAGCCAUUACCCAAGACAGACGGACGGACAGUGUUGCUUGUUAACAGGCCCUCUGGUCCUGAGCUUGGGACUUCUUUUGCCCCACAACCUCCUGUGGGCAUAGAUUCAGUUCAUUCAGCAACAGCUGUGCAACCAGCCCCUCAGGUUACUGUGUCCACAGUAGCUGCCACCACCCUACCACCACCACCCCCUGUGCCUCUGGGCAUUCCUGCAUCAGUUGCAAUGUGUGCCGGGUCAGGUGCCCCUGUGCGGCAAGGACCUCUUGUUCCUGUUAUGUCUGUGCGCCCCCCAGCUGGCUCUAGCGCCUCUCCUUCACCAAACUUCAGUCCUCCACCCUCCAGCACCAUGACUCAGAGGGUUCUACUGAGCCCGGACAUGCAAGCCCGUCUGCCUUCUGGGGAGGUAGUCAGCAUCGCUCAGCUGGCUUCCCUGGCAGGCCGGCCUGUGUCUUCCUGCCAGGGCAGUAAGCCAGUGACCUUUCAGCUGCAGGGCAACAAACUCACUCUCUCUGGAGCCCAACUCCAUCAAGUUGCAAUGGCACAGCCCCGCCCUGUCCAGGGGAAUGUCGUUCAUCUGCUGUCCAGUGGAGGGCAGCACCACCUGAUCAACCAGCCUGUAGCUGUGAUUCAGACGGUCAGUCAAGGAGGGGGCAGCACAGUCAACACUCACCCUCCCCCAGCCCCAUCUGGACCUCCUGGUCUAGCGCUGCCUCUCAACACUGCACAAGUGCCCUCCUCUGUGGUGACCAGCCCAGGGAUUGUGAAGAUAGUAGUGCGCCAGUCAACUGGGAAGGAGGGAGGGGCAGUCCCUACCCAGGCUGUGUCACCACCUUCUCGUCUACCCACUGUUCCCUCUCCCGACAUUGCCCCUCAUGCCAAUGCCAGCUCCCCUUUCAGACCACCUGUCUCUGUACAGCCCCCUUCCACCCACACUGCCCCUCCUCGUACUGGUACUUCAGCUCCCACUCAAACCCACCUCACCCGUCAAGUUCUUAGGGUUUUGCAAGGACCAGCAGUUGGCACAGAGCAAGCCAAUCAAGCAAAGCAAUUUGAUUCACCAGUAUCUACGGAGGAGCUGAAGGAAGCUACUGCUUCCAUGCAGAAAGGGCGAGUGAGCGCAUCUUCAGGACGUGAUGACAGUACGGAUGUUAUAACCCUACGGAUGGCAGCACCUACCAACUUGGGAUCCUUUGGUGUUGGACAUGGUUCUCCACGAGCUCGGACACAACCUCCCCCACCUCCACGUUCCCCCUUUUACAUGUCAUGGCUUGCAGAUCGGCGCAAGUCGCAGCGUGAAAAUCGCCUCAACCGGAUACUGCUUGUCAACGAACGGCAUUGCAACGCUAAGCCAGUGUAUGGUCGCGAGGUCUUGGAUUUCCUCACUUUUCUCCCCUGUGCCGCACCAUCCCCUCCUGAUCCUAAAUACUGGGGUCAUGCAGGACGAACCAACUGCUUGUCUGCUCAGACUCAUACAUCUGGCAUCUACUGGAGGCAGAGUGAGGCGCUGAGAGCUACAAUUCAUUCAACAGAAGCGAGGUUGCAGCUGCUGAGUGACAUCAUAGACCGGUACAUCUUUGUUGUCCCACCUGUGGAGGCACCGCCUAUCACUAUGCACAGCUGCCAUCCACCUCCCUGGCUGAGCCAUCAGCAAGCUGCCUUCUCCUCUGUGCUGUCCUCCAAACUCGUGCCUCUGACCCGGUCCUUACACCGCAUCCAGUGCAACAUGAGGACGCACUUCCCUGACCUGAGACUGAUCCAGUAUGACUGUGGUAAGCUGCAGACCCUGCACUCGCUGCUGAGGAGGCUGAAGGGUGAGGGCCAUCGUGUGCUUAUCUUCACUCAGAUGACCCGGAUGUUAGAUGUGCUGGAGCAGUUCCUCAAUUAUCACGGACAUAUCUACUUGCGGUUGGAUGGCAGUACUCGAGUGGAGCAGCGACAGGCUCUAAUGGAGCGAUUCAAUGCUGACCGGCGGAUCUUCUGCUUCAUCUUAUCAACCCGUAGUGGUGGGGUCGGCGUAAAUCUAACAGGAGCCGACACUGUGGUCUUUUAUGACAGUGACUGGAACCCCACCAUGGAUGCCCAGGCUCAGGACCGUUGCCAUCGGAUUGGUCAGACCCGAGAUGUACACAUCUACAGGCUGAUAAGUGAACGCACCGUAGAAGAGAACAUCCUGAAAAAAGCGAACCAGAAGAGAAUGCUUGGAGACAUGGCCAUUGAGGGAGGCAACUUCACCACUGCCUUUUUCAAACAGCAAACAAUCAGAGAACUGUUUGAUGUUUAUGAGGGGGAGAAGAAAGAGGUGGAAGCAAGUCUAACUCCCCGCCCAGAGGAAGAGGAUGCACUCAGUAAACAGCAUACCACCAUUCUUGAGCAGGCCCUGUGUCGUGCAGAGGAUGAGGAAGACAUUGUGGCUGCUUCCCAAGCUAAAGCAGAACAGGUGGCUGAACUGGCUGAAUUCAAUGAGAGCAUUCCAUUUGAAGAGACUGGUGAAGCAGUUGUGCGAGAGCAGCAACAGGAGGAAGAGGAGCUAUCCAAGGCUGAGCAGGAAAUAGCUGCUGUUGUUGAGCAGCUUACUCCAAUAGAGCGCUACGCCAUGAAUUUUUUGGAAGCCUCACUGGAAGAUGUUUGCAAGGAGGAGUUGAAACAGGCUGAGGAACAGGUUGAAGCAGCCAGGAAAGGUCUGGACCAGGCUAAGGAGGAGGGCCUGAAAUUGCCUUUGACUUCUGACAGCGAUGAUGAAGAGUCUGGUCCAUUGCCCUGUGCAGAGGAAACCUUGCAUCCAACACCCUACCGUCGCCCUCGAAAACACAAGGAGAAGGGGGCACCCUCCACUCGUGCUAGUGGGAGGCUCCGAGGGGCAAUCACAACACAUAUUGGAGACCCCACUCUAACCCCAAAACAUGUUCGCGUUGAGCAGGAUAUAGGAAAAAGAACGGAAGUGGUAACAUUGUAUACAGAUUUGGCCUCUGCUUCAAUCACUCAGUCUGCUCAUAUUCCUCAACAGCAUCAUAUUGCCCCUGUCUCUGUCAAGCCCAAGAAGGACAACCUACCACAACCACUUGUGCUCAGAGAAGUUCCUGACAGAGGCCACUGUGCUCUGCAAGCAAGGGAAAUGGCCAAAGAUUACUCUGCAUCAACCAAUCACUCCCCUGUCCACACUGAGCAAGACCAAUCAGUGUCACCUUUCCCAAGAGUUCUAGAUCCUAGAAAGCCUGUGCGAGUUUGCCCUUCCUCUGGUUCAGAUUUUAUGCCUCGAUCCCAAUCGGCACCUUUUCCUACUUCCCCUCUGCAUCUGCCCAGCCUUGUGCCAUCCAUUGCCUUUAAUCCCACAACUGUAAACUUUCACACGAUUCAAGACUUUGAAAGUCAUUCUUUAAAGGGAGCGGAAGGUAAAGAACAGUUGGAAGGGACUGAAUCAGAUUCUCCCACAGUGCCCAAUGAGGCUGUUCCUCAGUCUCCCUUUGUGAAUGACCAGAAGCAACAGGUGGAUUUUAAAGGGACUGUAUUGAUUGCAAGUAGCUUGACACAAACACCAGUAUGUUCCCCUAAACCCCAAUGCGUUUCUGCCCACACCCAACAUUAUGAUACUGGCACACAACACACAAAUAUCCCAACCCAAGAGCAGCAGGCUCCGCUUUUGGUAACACUGUCUUCUCACCCUUCAGUCCUCUCCACUCUUGCCCGUUCUCCACGCAAGAGGCAGUCUGCUGAUGGGGAGGUCUUGAGUGGCCUUCCUGAAGACUCGCCUUCUGCUAAAGUCCUCCGGAAACUGCCAGGCCGCCUGGUCACCGUGGUAGAGGACAAGGAGCCCAAGAAAAGGAAAAGGGGGGCCAGUGGAGGAGGGGGAACCGCCAGUGGGAAACCAGAUGGUAGUGCUCAGAUGAGCAAAUCAGCAGAUGAGCCAAGUAGAGGAACUGGACCUCAGACUCCUGACAGACCCAGCACUUCUCAAAAGGAGAACAUGGCUACCCCACAAACAUCACUUUCAAAAAUAUCACCACUACUUCAGCUAACCCAAAACUCUGGAGUGAUUUCCCCCUACUCACCCACCCACCAUUCUCCAGAUAUGCCAGUCUUGAGAAAUUUACCUGUGCGCCGACGGCUAGAGACUGAGUCUCGCAUGGCUGCACAGUUAGGAGAGCAGCAACUUGGAAAAGGAAGGGGAAGGGGAGAGAGAAGGGCUAGUUUAUCUCCCAACUUCCCUCGAAAAAAGGACACAAAACUAGAAGGAAGUAAGGACUCCUUAAGUUCUUUAAAAACAUACACUUAUGUCAUACCUAAUGUGAACACACUUUCCCCUGCAAAACGCAAGAGAGGUCGUCCUCCUAAAACGCCACCCAGAUUAACUGAUUCUCCUACAGAGCUGCACUCUCCUGCACUGGUUAUGGAGAUGGAAAGAUCAGGUAGUGUAGAAGGGAGCCCCUCUUCCUCUCCCAAACGCAAGAGGGGUCGCCCUCGUAAAGACUCAUCAAAAGUAAGUGAGCCUGUAUGGGUAGGUUUGGGGAUUGGUUUGGACCCUCCAUUCUCCCCCACAGUCUGCCCACAUUCACAUAGAGCCAUUCUAAAAACCGAAGUACACAGUUGUAGCAGUAGCCUCAACAGUGACUGCCCCCAACAGGAUGGAUCCACUGCUACUCUUUUAACAUCGUGUCCCACUCAAGGUACCAUCAAGAAUGAAGCAGAACUGUUUAGAAAAGAGGAGGAUGAUCAGGGAGGGAAGGAUACAGAAACCGCAUCAGAAGGGGAGAGGCAUGAAAGAACAUGCAGGGAGUCUGCAAAGCAAAAAGGUACUCUAGACAGUGAGAAGAAACUGAAGGAAGUCGAAGGUUUAUAUAUGCAAGGGGGUUCAUCUCAGCCAAACAAGAAAGUUGUCACAUGCUCCUCUGGUUGCCAAGAAUUAGAUCCUCCUUCACCAACUCCAUCCCCAUUUGCAGUCAACCAGACCACUCUUGAAAUUGAGGGGGCAGAUGGUCAAGAGAAAGAGGACCAGAAUAGAGCCAAGGAGAAUAGGGACACUGCCCAGAAGAGACUCGGCUGUAGACAGAGCAGUCAAGAAUCUGCAUCUUCUUCCCCCUCCUCUUCACAUUCUACCUCCACCUGUUUGCCUCUCUCCCAAAAGGUGGGAGCAAGUGUGACACCUCUGAAGAGAAAACGAGAGCAUGUGAAUGCAGACAGAGAGAAAGGGGAGAAUGUGGAGGGGGUGCCAGGUUUCCUUCAUAGCCAGCAUUCUGAGUCGGCCUGUCCUCCAAUGCCAUUUUCAAUUCCUCCACAACACUCAUCUGACUCUGAUGAUUCUUGUGGGGAUAUAAAGGAGCCACGCCUCACACGAGCAGCCCAUAAGAAGCUGGAACAAGCAGAAGAGACUGGCGAGAUGGAAGUGGAGAAAGAUGACAAUAACAUAAGGAAGAAAAGAUCAGCAAGGACUCCAGACGGAGGAUCCCGAUCCGAGCCUGGCAGCAAUGUGUCUCCUAGGUUCACCCGAAAAUCCUCAGGUCCUCAGCCUUCCCCUGAAGGCAGGUCACAGUCGCCAGCUGUUCCAGAAGUCCUGGGAAAGAGAUGUUCAGCCCUGAAUGCUGCAGCCAAACUUCUAGCGAUGCGUGGUAGAGGAAAUGAAGGGUCAAGUAGUCUUGGAGGCAGAGGAGUGGGGCAGAUAAGGAGCAAUAAAACACUGGGAAGAGGGUCACGAGAGCCAAACUCCUGCACAAACAAAGCAGAAAGUAGCAAACCAGUCCCCACCAACUCUAGCCUUACUGCUUCUCGCUCCACCCGCCAGCGACCAGGCUGCUUGGUGCCUCCCUUGGAAACGGAGACUAAAAGAGCCAAGAACCCAGUAAAAAAAGCUGCAAAGAAAGAAGUGGAGGGGAGAGGCAGCGUAUCACCCCAAGGAGAAAGUACAGGUAGCAGUACAAGUAGUGACGGUGGGGAUGGCAGUGGCCGGAGCCGGAGCAGCAGUGUGAGCAGCCAGCGCACCCGCAGCCUCAGCUCCCAAAGCUGCUCCCACUCCCAUGCCCCGUCCUCCUGUAGUGACCAAGAAAGGGGUCAGGAACAUGGAGAACGACCUGGGGAGAAGACAAAUCCCAGGGAAAGAGCAUAUAGAGGUAGAAGGAGUCGGAAGGAAAAGUGGAGACGCCAGGAGAAAGAUUCCCUUUCUUUGUCACAGAGGCCAGAGGUGAGUGCUGGUUCCAGUGAAGGGACACCUGACAGGGUGCUGCGUAGUGUGGCUGCUCUGGCAGCUGCUCAAGCCCGAACCCCAGCAGGCAACACUCGCUCCUCUUCUACUCAUCACUAUCAACAACAGACCCAUGGUCGUCGUACCAAGACCUAAAGAGAAAGGGGAGGGGGAGGAUAGCUGACAGAUGGGAAAAAAGAAAAGGUGGUGGGUACAGGUCAGUAGUUUUUAGAGAAGGGAACCGAGACCACUAAUUGGAAUGGAAAGGCAAAGAAGACUGCAGGUUUCUGAACAGUGACCUCCUCUUUAAUAUUCUGUCCCUCCCCUCCAGUGUGUUCCCAUAAAACAAGCUGAUCACCAAACCUGUGAUUGCUAAGAUGGACAAUUUGCUGUGCAGCUGCCAUGUACUGAGUGAUGGGGUUAAUGGCUCAACUGAGUGUAGAGACAUUAAGCUCUGUGAGCCACUGGAUAUGUCGGUUGUCUGACCGUGCUGCAAGGACAUGUGAACUUAAGUAUGGAACCAUUGGUUUUCAUUCAGGCAAUGUACUGUAAACCAGUGAAAGAAGACUGAAGGGUAUGUUCUUUACCCCCCAAAGUCAUAUUGCACCCCUGAAUACAUUGAUUACCUGUGCAAAAUGUAUUAAUGAGAGUCUUCAUUGUCAUGCAAAAUUCAUUAAUGAUUGUAAUCUGGGGUUUAGAUGUAUGUUUAAAGUUUUAGACAGGUUCUGGGCAGUUUUUGACAUGUUCUGAUUUUGUUUGCAUAGAGUCAAUUAAGUCAUAGUUUAUUCCAGGUAAAACGAGAGGGAUUCUGUGAAAUUAUUAUUUACUGCACUAUGCUGGAGUUACUCUUUGCUUGGGCCUCCCUAGUCAUUUUCUCUCCAUCUGCCUAUAUUUGCACACCUGACAAAUUGUCCCCUCUGUUUGCUUAUUUUUCUUUGUCAAUUCUUGAUUGCUCUCAAAAUUCAUUUCUUCAGGUAAGAAUGUGCAGAUAUGUCUCUUGAAUGAUGAUUAAAUUAAUAGGGGGCUGGGUGGUUGAAGUUGAGGUGUUAUACCUUGAGUCAGAUGAGCAGUAGACUCCAUGGCAAUCUGAAAUAAAGCACCUCUGCAGCAGUUACAAGUUGAUGGGACAGAUGUCAUGCGAUAUGUGAUAGGUCAGUUUACUUUGGGAAUGCCUUGCUUCUGUGAAAGCUUUUGGGGAGUGGUGUUUUGAUGGAAAGGGUGAAAUAUGGUGGCGGUCUUAUUUUACUUUUUACUUUUCAGUUGCUACAUUCCUGUGUUCUCUUGUAAUUCCACAUUAUUUUACUUGAACAAUUUAAAAAAAUAAAAAUAAAAACAACCAUG
Molecule: messenger RNA, 14080 nt
Organism: Conger conger (European conger)
Lineage: Eukaryota; Metazoa; Chordata; Actinopteri; Anguilliformes; Congridae
Gene: srcap
Product: Snf2-related CREBBP activator protein
Exons: 35
Coding region: 986-12895 (3969 amino acids)
Cellular component (GO): Swr1 complex
Molecular function (GO): histone binding; ATP-dependent chromatin remodeler activity; ATP binding
Source: RefSeq, a predicted model, not a curated record